Molecule: messenger RNA, 786 nt
Organism: Lactuca sativa (garden lettuce)
Lineage: Eukaryota; Viridiplantae; Streptophyta; Magnoliopsida; Asterales; Asteraceae
Source: RefSeq, a predicted model, not a curated record
AUGCCACCAGGCCCUUGUGCACACUUUAUUAGUCAGUCCUUUAAACAAAGAGUUGAUCCAGAAGGGUACGCUUGGGGAAAAGUAAGAAAAGAAAUGCACGAAUUAUAUUGGGAGGAGUUUCAGAAAAAAUGUUGUUUGGAUGAAACAAUAGACUCGUUGGUGAGGCAAGCUUGGGCAACGAAAGCAACAGAAAGUUAUGGUCAAUAUCUCUUCAACAUGCGGAGCCCAAAAAGAAACAAACAUGGCUUUAAACCAGCUCAUAUUCCACAGGAAGUCUGGAACUCCUGUAAAUUAAAAUGGAAUACAGAAGAAUACAAGCUAAAAUCUGAACAGAACAAGAAAAAUAGGCGUAACGGUGUGGCUGAUGGAGUAGCAAAACCUACACAUAAUGCUGGAUCUGCAAGUCAUUUGAAGAUAGAUUCUAAUUUGAAGAAGAAAUUAGGACGUGAUCCACCCCAUAGUGAGUUGUUCCUAUAUACACACAUGAAGAAUCACGAUGGAGUCACUUUCACAAAUGAAAAAGAUAGACAAAUUCGUGCAGCGUAUACAGAAAAACGGGAAGAGUUGGAAGCUGAAGGUGUUCAAUUUGAGGAGGACAACUUACAUUCCGGAAAAAAUGAUGAAAUAGAAAUGAGGGAGUUUGUUGCUAAACAAAAACAGGAAAACAAAGAGCUUAAAGAAAUGAUGAACGUCCAACAAGAAGAAAACAACGCAAGGACCGAGCAUCUUGAAAAACAACUUCCAACGGCAUUAGAUCUUAUUAAUGUCUUCACAAAACAACAAUAG